CAAAGAGACAUUGCAGGGAAGGUACAUCCAUGAGCCAAGAAGACGAGGCAUCUUCUCAAAAGCCCUGAGAAUGGAGAACGUUAUGCUUCCCAAACACUGAAUUAAGAGGUAAAAAAUAUUGAAAGAGAAUUUGAACCCAUCUCAGAAGAACAGUCUGGAGAACAUUGAGCAAACGUGAGAUAACCAAAAUAUCAUCAUCCAGAAACAGUUCUUUGCAUGUCCACAAGGAUGAAUUGUUUUUGACAGGCUGAAACAUGGAGGGGUCCCUUGUAGCUCCUCUUGGAUUAACCUCACUCAGAAGUAGACUACAGUGAAGAAUUGCCCUGUUUGGAAUAAAAUAUUAGAAGAAUCGUGGUCUGAUUCAAAGCAUCAGGUUUUUAACUUCUCUUUGAUUUUUAAUGCAAAGAAUGGAAACUGGUAAGCUUAUGCUCAUUUGAAACAUGCAAUUAAAAGAAGAAUGGGGAUCUGGAAAUUAAUAUCUUCACUAUGUUUUUAGCAAUGAACUAAUGGCAAAUAGGACCACAAUAAAGGAAUUCACACUGUUGGGGCUGAAUGCCAACCCUCCACUUGAAGUUAGCCUUUUUCUCCUCCUGCUUGGGAUUUAUCUUUUGACAUUAAUAGGAAACACACUGAUUGUUAUUAUCACACUGGUGAAUGUUCAACUCUGUAGCCCAAUGUAUUUCUUCCUCCGACAUUUGGCAUGGGUAGAUAUUGGGUAUAUGAGUACUAUAAUUCCCAAAGCACUGGUCAACAUAGCUACUGGUACUAAGAGCAUUUCUUUAGCUGGUUGCUUCAUACAGGUAUUUCUUUAUUUGGUCCUUGGCACCACUGUGUUCUUCCUAUUGGCCACAAUGUCUGUUGAUCACUACAUAGCCAUCUGCAACCCCCUUCACUACACAACCAUCAUGAAUCCCCGAAUCUGCUCAUUAUUAGUAUUUUCUUGUUUGGUUGCGGGUUUAUCACUAAUUCUAGUUAUAUGCAUUCCUUUAUUUAUUAUGCCAUUUUGUGGUUCUAACGUCAUGAAUCAUUUUUUUUGUGACUAUGGACCCCUAAUGAACCUGGUAUGUAUUGACAGGAGCUUCCUAGAAAUGACUUUUUUUGUAGUUGCUAUAUUCAUUCUUCUUGGGACUUUAAGUGUCAACAUUGUCUCUUAUGUCAAAAUCAUUUCCACCAUUUUGCACAUUCCAUCAACUACUGGAAGAAAGAAGACCUUCUCCACUUUUGCUUCUCACAUGACCGUGGUCACUAUCACUUACAGCAGUUGUAUUUUUAUGUAUAUCAAGUCAAAAGGCACCGUUGGAUUAGACUACAACAAAAUAGUGGCUCUUCUGAAUACUGUUAUCGCUCCCUUUCUCACCCCAAUCGUGUACUCUUUGAGGAACAGACAGCUGCAGGAUGCUUUGAAGGCUGAACUGAGACAAAGGAUUGGUUUUGUAAAAAAAUGAGAUGAUUGGCUAUUGCUAGGGCUCCAAAAUAGAUGUUCAGGUUUAAUGUCUUUGAAUGGAUUGUGCUGCCUUCAGAUGUAAUAAUUACCCAUUGAGAUGGUCUUACAAGGGGAUUAGAGAAAGCAUAGAGUAGUGGUGGUGAACCUAUGGCAUGCAUGCCAGAGGGGCACUCAGAGCUCUCUCUGUAGGCAUGCAUGCCUCACUCUUUGGCUAGUUUUUUGUAGGAAAAAAGCCAUUUUUAGCUUUGAAUUAUAUCAAAUCUGACACCAGAAACAGACCAAUGACCUGAGUGCUGCAUAUGUUGCUUUCAAACUUACAAAGUAUAAG
Molecule: messenger RNA, 1772 nt
Organism: Crotalus tigris (Tiger rattlesnake)
Lineage: Eukaryota; Metazoa; Chordata; Lepidosauria; Squamata; Viperidae
Product: olfactory receptor 49-like
Exons: 2
Coding region: 507-1445 (312 amino acids)
Biological process (GO): G protein-coupled receptor signaling pathway
Cellular component (GO): membrane
Molecular function (GO): G protein-coupled receptor activity; olfactory receptor activity
Source: RefSeq, a predicted model, not a curated record